Solanum stenotomum is the source of this 1104-nucleotide messenger RNA. RefSeq names its product probable indole-3-pyruvate monooxygenase YUCCA10. NCBI's taxonomy places the organism in Eukaryota, Viridiplantae, Streptophyta, Magnoliopsida, Solanales, Solanaceae. Gene Ontology annotation, molecular function: monooxygenase activity; flavin adenine dinucleotide binding. The transcript is spliced from 4 exons. Bases 1 to 1104 code for a protein of 367 amino acids. The record is from RefSeq and is a predicted model, not a curated record.
AUGGCUAAUUUCACUAAGGAAAAAGCUGACAUUAUUGUGGUUGGAGCUGGACCAUCUGGUAUAGCUACUUUAGCUUGUUUAAACAAAUUAGACAUAAACAAUGUUGUUUUAGGAAAACAAGAUUGUUGUGCUUAUUUAUGCAAGAAAAAGACUUAUGAUAGACUUCAUUUGCAUCUAUUAAAGGACUUUUGUUCAUUGCCAUUUAUGUCACAUGCAAUUUCAUCACCUAAGUAUAUGUUGAAGAAAGAAUUUAUUCAAUACUUAGAUGAAUAUGUUGAGCAUUUCAACAUCACGCCAAAAUUCCAAACUUGUGUUGAAUCAGCUUUUUACAACAGUGGGGUAAAGAAAUGGAAUGUCAAAUCAAGAAAUUUGACUAGCGGAGAAAUUGAAUUGUAUGCUAGUGAUUUCUUGAUUUUGGCAACUGGAGAAAAUAACGAAGGUCAUAUUCCAAAAAUGGUAGGAAUAGAAAAUUUCAAAGGCGAAAUAAUCCAUUCAAGUGAUUAUAGAUUUGGUGAAAAAUAUAAAGAUAAAAAGGUAUUGGUUGUUGGAUUAGGAAAUUCUAGGAUGGAGCUAGCUUUUGAUCUUUCAAGUUAUGAAAGUCACACAUCAAUUGUUGUUAGAAGUCCAUUUAGUUGUACAUCAACUAUUCUACAUGUGGAAGAGGAGAUCGUGAAUGAGGGAGUUCCUCCCCAAGGUGCUCAAGGUGACCAAGUUCCUCAAGGCAACCAAGUUCUGGUUGAAGCUCCGACUAUGACCAAUGAGGCAGUUAGGUCGGCUCUUUUGAUGAUUGCUCAAGCCGUAACUACUGAAGCUCAAGCCAUGACGGCUCAAGCUACUAGGAGUGUUAAGGCUAAUGUGAACCCCAAUGUGAGUACUAUUGCUUCUAGGUUGAGUGACUUUGUGAGGAUGAAUCCUUCAAUGUUCCUAGGUUCUAAGAGUGAUCAUCAAGUGAGAAAUUACCCUAUUCUUAUGGCCAAAGGAAGGGAGGCCAAACAAGCUUCUCUUAAUGGCUCGGAUCUUGAUGCUCCAAAGAGAAAUCGCUUCUAUGCUCUUCAAGCUAACAAGGACAAAGGAGCUCAUCCAGAUGAAGGCACCGGUAUGUGA